Messenger RNA from Nerophis lumbriciformis (worm pipefish), 729 nucleotides. The record is from RefSeq and is a predicted model, not a curated record. NCBI's taxonomy places the organism in Eukaryota, Metazoa, Chordata, Actinopteri, Syngnathiformes, Syngnathidae.
AUGGCGGGCGGCAAUGCAAAGAAGAUGGUAGGUGCAGCAAGGGAUUCCAGCAGUAGCAGUGACGACGAAGAGGAGCUGAAAAGAUGUGAAGAAGCUGUUUGGGAUUCACGAAAAAGUGGGACCAGUGGAAAUGGCAAUACAAAACAGUCAAAACGUGUUAUAGUUGUUGACCAUGAACAUGAUGGCAACGAGCUGCAGGUCACUCAGGGGUUUCAAACUCAUGUUGCCAAAAAGCUGGGACAACUUCUUGACAGUCGCUUUACAGAAAUUGAAACUGACAUCUCAAACUGUAAAACACCAGCACAGUGUGAAGAUGAAGGAUUUCUUUUGUUCUCUACAUCUGUGCCAGGACAGGCAGCAGAUGAUCCCCCUCCUGCUGUACGACGACGGCCUAUACCUAGCUCAAGCGACAGCGACAGCGAGAUGGACACAAGGCUGAAGGAAGCAGCUGUUUCGUUGAAAGAUCUUUUACCCUCAUCGUCACUCGUUGCCUUACCAACACCAAAAGCAAUUCCCCAUUCAGAAAAGAAAGAAUCAUCUGAGACAGAAGUGGCCAAUGUUGCUAAGAAGAAGAAAAAGAAAAAGAGGAAGCAGGCAGAAGAUACAGAGAGCAAGCAUGUGGACUGUGAAGAAUCGCCUUGCGCUAAAAACAAUGGUGACCAUGCAGCUUUAAAGCAGGAACAUCACAAAGUCAAACGGAAAAAGAAAAUGUCGAAGUGUGAUGAAUGA